GCACUGGGCUUCUGCUCAAGGUUACAGAAGUCGGGCUGCAUUAGUUCUUUCUUGGCCCCUGUUUGGAACCAACUCCAUUGCCAUCCAGGUGCUUAAUAAUCAUACACUUGGUGUCCUAUCGACUUCUGAGGGCGAACCGGAAGCCCCGAGGGACUGGGAGUCAUCACUCUCCCAUGUUCCUUACUGAUGCUCCCAAAGUGGGAUCCCUAGAACUUGGGAGUCCAGCAUGGUUCUUGGCACAUAAUAGGCACUCCAAUAAUGUUUGGACCCCAAAGGAGACCCUAAGGAGCAAAACAGGAUGACCUGAUCGCCCCUCUCCUAGACUUCCCUCCCUCUGAGAAAUGCCCAGAAGCUUCUCGGGGAAGCAUUUGCUAGCCUGGACAUCACAGGCACUCAGGGGGCAGCUCUGGCCCCUGCCUCCUGUCAUCAGCAUAAUGCAUCCAUAUCUACAAUAUGGCGAAUUUCAUAUCGCCCCACCCUCUUCCCUGCAUUAUUGAUGGGUGAUGCACUUAAAAAAAAAAUCAAUUAGAUCAGGGCGUGGAGCUGGAGUUAAAAGAGAAAAGAAGCCUUUAAAAGUCUGCACUUCUUUCUGCUGUUUUGAAUAGGAACGGAUAAAGCUUCCCCUCUGGUUUGAAUAAGUCAAGCCCAGGGCUAGGUUGGCGGUGAUUGGCCAGGACUGGGAAAAUGAGGUUAAGAUGCAAACACAAGCAAAUAUAAGGCAGUGGUCUGUGCAGCCAUUACUAGGCUAAGGCAGCGGAACCUGGCACCUUCUGCUUUGGGUUGGUUCCCCGGAACUGCUGCUACUUUCUCGCCAGAAAACCAGGAAGACCGGUGGGGGAGAAGGCAAGCCUUGCGAAGACCAGCACCAUGUCUCUGAGCGGCGCCUUCAGGGCCGUGGGCAACGAGCCUGGGAUCAUCACCUGGCGGAUCGAGAAACUGGAGCUGGCGCUGGUGCCCCUGAGUGCCCAUGGCAACUUCUAUGAGGGGGACUGCUACGUCAUCCUCUCGACACGAAGAGUGGGCAGCCUCCUCUCCCAGGACAUCCACUUCUGGAUCGGGAAGGACUCCUCCCAGGAUGAGCAGAGCUGCGCGGCCAUCUACACUACACAGCUGGACGACUACCUGGGAGGCAGCCCUGUGCAGCACCGAGAGGUCCAGUACCAUGAGUCUGACACCUUCCACGGCUACUUCAAGCAGGGCAUCGUCUACAAGAAGGGGGGUGUGGCCUCCGGGAUGAAGCAUGUGGAGACCAACACCUAUGACGUGAAGCGGCUGCUACACGUGAAGGGGAAAAGAAACAUCAGGGCCACCGAGGUGGAAAUGAGCUGGGACAGUUUUAACCAAGGUGAUGUCUUCUUGCUGGACCUUGGGAAGGUCAUCAUCCAAUGGAAUGGCCCAGAGAGCAACAGCGGAGAGCGCCUGAAGGCUAUGCUUCUGGCAAAGGAUAUUCGGGACAGAGAGCGAGGGGGCCGUGCUGAAAUAGGUGUGAUCGAGGGAGACAAGGAGGCAGCGAGUCCGGAGCUGAUGAAGGUCCUUCAGGACACCCUCGGCCAACGCUCCAUUAUCAAGCCUGCAGUCCCCGAUGAGAUCAUAGAUCAGCAGCAGAAAUCAAACAUCAUGUUGUAUCAUGUCUCAGACUCAGCUGGGCAGCUGGCGGUCACAGAGGUAGCAACAAGACCACUGGUCCAGGACUUACUGAACCAUGAUGACUGCUACAUCUUAGACCAAAGUGGGACCAAGAUCUACGUGUGGAAAGGAAGAGGGGCCACAAAGAUUGAGAAACAGACAGCCAUGUCUAAAGCCCUGAGCUUCAUCCAGAUGAAGGGCUACCCCAGCAGCACCAACGUGGAGACCGUCAACGACGGUGCCGAGUCGGCCAUGUUUAAGCAGUUGUUCCAGAAGUGGUCAGUGAAGGACCAGACCACCGGCCUGGGGAAAACAUUUGGCAUUGGCAAAAUCGCUAAAGUUUUCCAGGAGAAAUUUGAUGUGACCCUGCUGCAUGCCAAGCCAGAGGUGGCUGCCCAGGAAAGAAUGGUCGAUGAUGGCAAUGGAAAAGUUGAGGUCUGGAGAAUUGAAAACCUGGAGCUGGUCCCUGUGGAGCAUCAGUGGUAUGGCUUCUUUUAUGGGGGAGACUGCUAUCUGGUCCUCUACACGUACGAGGUGAAUGGGAAGCCACAUUACGUCUUGUACAUCUGGCAGGGCCGCCACGCCUCAAAGGAUGAGCUGGCAGCCUCGGCAUACCAGGCCGUGGAGGUGGAUCAGGAGUUUGCUGGGGCCCCUGUGCAGGUUCGAGUUACCAUGGGGAAGGAGCCACGCCACUUCAUGGCCAUCUUCAAAGGGAAGCUUGUUAUCUUUGAGGGUGGGACUUCCAGAAAGGGAAACGCUGAGCCCGACCCUCCAGUGAGGCUCUUCCGGAUUCAAGGAAAUGACAAAUCCAACACCAAAGCGGUGGAGGUUCCAGCCUUGGCCUCCUCCCUAAACUCCAAUGAUGUCUUUCUGCUGCGGGCCCAAGCAGAACACUACCUGUGGUACGGCAAGGGGUCUAGUGGGGAUGAGCGGGCAAUGGCCAAGGAGCUGGCCGGCCUUCUCUGCGAGGGCACCGAGGACACUGUGGCCGAGGGCCAGGAGCCGGCUGAGUUCUGGGACCUGCUGGGAGGCAAGACUGCCUACGCCAAUGACAAAAGACUACAGCAGGAAAUCCUAGAUGCGCAGCCCCGUCUCUUUGAAUGUUCCAAUAAGACAGGGCGGUUCGUUGUCACUGAGAUCACAGACUUCACCCAGGAUGACCUGAACCCAGGUGAUGUGAUGCUCCUGGAUACCUGGGACCAGGUAUUCUUGUGGAUCGGGGCUGAGGCCAAUGCCACAGAGAGGGAGAGAGCCCUCACGACGGCCGCGGAGUACCUGCACACUCACCCCAGUGGCCGAGACGCUGACACACCGAUCCUGAUCAUUAAACAGGGGUUUGAGCCUCCCACCUUCACAGGAUGGUUCUUGGCCUGGGACUCGCAUAUGUGGAGUGCAGGGAAAUCGUAUGAACAGUUAAAAGAAGAGCUGGGAGACACUGCUGCUAUCACAAGAAUCACCGCGGACAUGAGGAAUGCAACCCUCUCCCUGAAUUCUGAGCCAAAAUAUUACCCUAUAGAAGUUCUGUUGAAAAAUCAAAAUCAGGAGCUGCCCGAGGAUGUGAACCCUGCCAAAAAGGAGAAUUACCUCUCUGAACAGGACUUUAUUUCUGUGUUUGGCAUCACAAGAGGGCAAUUUGCUGCUCUGCCUGGCUGGAAGCAGCUCCAAAUGAAGAAAGAAAAGGGGCUUUUCUAAGGCAAGAAGCUAUAUGCCUACUGCAAGACCACAGAAGAGAGCAGAGCGUGCCAAUAUCAGGAAAAGAAUUUACCUGCCAAUUUUUGCCUGAUAGCCAGCUCCUUAAGUCAGAUGCAAAUCACAGCAUGUUCUCCAUUUUUCUCAUCCCUGCAUUCCUUGUUACAUACCUAAAAUGUUAAAUACUCAGUUUUCGAUUUUUGUGGCCUUCGGGCGUCCCAGCAGAAAGCACUAAACCUGCAUCAUGAAUCCACUGAAGUCAAAGUAAGAGGAAAAAAAAAACGAAGUUUAAAGCGUUUAAUAAUGGGGCAAGGACGCACAUUGGUUUUAAAUGUUAAGAUCAGGGGGCACCUGGGUGGCUCAGACGGUUAAGCGUCAGAUUCUUGGUUUCAGCUCAGGUCAUGAUCUCAUAGUUCGUGAGCUGGAGCCCAAAGUCCGGCUCUGUGCUGACAGCGUGGAGCCUGCUUAGAAUUCUCUCUCUCCCUGUCUGCCCCUCCCUCCCUCGCUUGUGCGUGCUCUAAUAAGUAAACUUUAAAAUAAAUAAAUUUUAAGAUCCGUAUUUCCGAAAUCAGUUUAACCCACCAAUCACCGAAGUUAUUUGCAUAUAUACCCCAAGUCAAAAUCCAAAUGCCCAGAUCUGUAUGUGCCAGAGAUUUUUAACUUUUCAAGUAAAGAUAUCUGUAUGAGAAAAUAGUUCUUUUCAGUAUUUGGGGUUUGCCUCUUACGGUGAUUAUUUUGUUAUGUUGGGAGAAAUGUCUCCACUCUCGGGUAUAAAGAGGCACUGCUGAGUGAGUUCUCGGGAUAACUGGACCACUGUACGUCCUGUUUCUGGCACAAGAAUGCCAAAAUCUGCCUUCCAGCUGUCCAGGAAACCUCCGUCCCCACCCAUCUACACUCCCAUUAUCCAAAAGACAAAUAGAGCCAUGUGGUACUGAUUUUAGUAAUGAGGCCAGCCCAGCAUGUAUACCACUGCAGAGAGCCUUCAAAGCACGCUACAGACAUCAACAAAAUGAACCACAUUUUCCAGACAACUACAAGUCUGAGUCAACAAUUCCCCAGGAAUCCAUGUGGCAGAAGUAAUGUAACUGGGGAAGUUCCAGGAUAGAAGCACAGUCUAAAGCAGAACAAGAGUCCCAGGUCACAGAAGCAGUAGGAUAAACGGAGUCAGACAUUUUAGGGAUAACGCUGGGGGAAGCAGCAGCAUGACUACACCUGCCUGUCCCCGCAGAUGCUGUCGGUCACCUCAAUAAAGCCCACCUGUUGUUUUCUACAACUUCCCACAAGUAAGGACAGAAAAGCUAAAGUCAGCAUUAUGCAAACAAGGAAAAGAUUCUACUCUUAUUAUGUAAUUUUAUUUAAUAACUUUACCCUUUGAGUAUAUCGCUUCAUUAUAAAUGCAAAUGAAAAACAAAUUCUGGGUUUGAAGACGCUCAGGAAAUAACUUCUCUUCAUAACGAUGUCUGGAGCUAAGAAUAAGCAUUUCCUCCCAGGCCAAGUCUCUGGAACCUAUUCAGCUUCUGCUGCCUCUUCACCUUCUCCACAUUCAAACCGCACAAAGUCUACUACAGACACCCCUUGAGGCUGCACAUACUGUCCCAAUGUGAUGGAGGGAUCCAGCAAGUAUGGCUGAGACAACAUCUUGGUUUCCGCCUCUCCCCCAGGCUCAUCAUCCAAAGAGCCGACAGAGAGAGGGGCCAUGCCCACCACAUGCUGCCCAAGGCGGCGGCCAAGGUCUUCGAGGUUUGCUCUCCGCUCAGAUGUCUCGCAGAUGACCAGGGCCCCGUACUUCCCCAGCACCAGGUUGUGGGGCGAGGGGCUGUGCAUUGCUCCGUGGACAUAAGAGCCAACAUAGAACCCAGCUGGCACCUUCACCCAUGCAGCUCGUUUAAGGGUCAUGUUUUCUCCCAGUUUCCCUAUAAGAAAGCAAAAGCAGAUAACACACUUCCAGGAGAUAAUGACUGUGGUCGUACCAAAAUAUGCAUAGAGAUGGUCAAGUCUGGAAGACAGUCCUCUGCACGCAUACUGUGGAAAUGCUUUAAGAUGGAAAGAUACCAUCUGCAGUUGAAAGAGGAAAAGGUGUGUAGGCGGGUGGGGGUGGGAGAAAUAGAGAACACCUUUAUGGAGCACCAACUAUGUGCCACCCUGGGAUUUAAAAACACAGGCUAGGGUGUCACACAGUUCUGCCUCUUACCGGCUAUAUGACCUUAGGCAACCCACUUAAGGACAUAACCCCAUUUACUAAUUUAUCAAGCCUUGGUUUCCUCCUCUGUAAGAUGGAGAGGACACUGCUUAAGAUAACCGGAAAGCAAGGUUCUUAGGAGAAAUACACAAAGUAACAUAUGUAAAAGCACAUAACUACAGUAUCUAGCACGCAGAGACACUCAAAUGCAGGCUAUUGUUACUACCUUAAACUUAGGCUUAGAGACCUCAAGCUACCCGCCCAAGGUCACACAGCAGAGCUGGAAGUAAAACCCACAUCUCAGUCCAAAGCAAGUAAGAGUUUUCUUCCUCCCCAAAUUACCAUCCCUUCCGAAAAUCACCGUUAACUGACACAGACAACUCUUCGUCAUCGUCCACUGUAUCAGGAAAAAGUCCACAACUCUAAAAGCCCCAGAAAAUCCAAAACCCCAAGUCAUCAGAUAGUUUCAACUUCCUCCCAUCAGAAACAAAAAGGCAACAUUUUCAGAGUUGUUUUUAAGAACCAAAAAUGGGGCAUCCGGAUUGUUCAGUUGGUUAAGCAUCCAACUCCUGGUUUCAGCUCAGGUCAUGGUUUCACAGUUUGUGAGUUUGAGCCCCACGUCAGGCUCUGUGCUGGCAGCAUGGAGCCUGCUUGGGAUUCUCUUUCUCCCUCUCUCUCUUUCUGCCCCUCCCCCACGCCCAUCUCUCUCAAAGUGAAAAAAGAACUUUUAAAAAACUUAUUAACAAACAAAAAAAACAAACAAACAUGAUUCCAGUUUUCCCUGUCUCUAACAGAAAUUGAAAUAAGCUAAAAGGUAGGAAGGAGCAGAAGACCCCAAAAGGGAUCUGGGUAUAUAUCCCUGCAUUAGCCAUAGUUCUAUCUAAGAGUCUUCAAGGGGGGAGUAUCCAGAAAUCAAUCUUAAAACUACUUAAAACUACUCAAAGCAUCUCAGAGCGCCUGGGUGGCUCGGUUGGUUAAGUGUCCAACUUCGGCUCAGGUCAUGAUCUCAUGGUUGUGAGUUCGAGCCCCACAUCUGUGCUGACAGCUCAGAGCCUGGAGCCUGCUUCAGAUUCUGUGUCUCCCUCUCUCUGUCCCAGCCCUGCUCAUGCUCUCUCUCAAAAAUAAACAUUAAAAAAAAAAAAAAAA
Acinonyx jubatus (cheetah) is the source of this 6640-nucleotide messenger RNA. RefSeq names its product advillin (gene AVIL). NCBI's taxonomy places the organism in Eukaryota, Metazoa, Chordata, Mammalia, Carnivora, Felidae. The record is from RefSeq and is a predicted model, not a curated record. Gene Ontology annotation, biological process: cytoskeleton organization; actin filament severing; actin polymerization or depolymerization. The coding region runs from base 868 to 3318 and encodes 816 amino acids. Gene Ontology annotation, molecular function: phosphatidylinositol-4,5-bisphosphate binding; actin filament binding. The transcript is spliced from 20 exons. Gene Ontology annotation, cellular component: cytoplasm; actin cytoskeleton.